Messenger RNA from Trachemys scripta elegans, 6242 nucleotides. RefSeq names its product NLR family CARD domain-containing protein 3-like. Gene Ontology annotation, molecular function: ATP hydrolysis activity. Bases 28 to 2925 code for a protein of 965 amino acids. The transcript is spliced from 9 exons. Gene Ontology annotation, biological process: regulation of apoptotic process. Gene Ontology annotation, cellular component: cytoplasm. The record is from RefSeq and is a predicted model, not a curated record. Lineage: Eukaryota; Metazoa; Chordata; Testudines; Emydidae.
CAGCAAGGCCUUUGCUGAUUGUGGUUAAUGAUUGAGCCAAAGGUUGCUCUCGGUAGAGCUGAGAUCCUGCCCCGCCCCGGGAGCAGCAGGGCGCAGGGGCUUUGCAGACCCAGCUGGACCCAGCAGAUGCCUGCCCCCCAGCAUUACCCCGAGCUGAUCCAGCAGCACCGGCAGGCCCUGCUCUGCUGGAUUAAGGGGAACCCCCAGCCCCUGCUGCGUCGGCUCCACGACACCAAGGUGCUGAGCCAGGACGAGUACUUCAACCUGCUGGAGACGGCCCCCGAGAUGAACCAGGUCAUCGCGCUGCUGGAGUCGGUCAGCCAGGGUGUCGAGCGGAGCCGGUGCUUCCUGGAGGCGCUGCGGGAGCUGCAGGAGGAAUACGGCGCCGAGCUCCAGCAAUGGCUGAAGGAGAAGUACCCGGAGAAAAAGAGACCGUGUCCUCCAUUGCAACCAGACAAUCCCAACCCUCCGAAAUCCAACCACACAUUCCUGCGGAAAAUCCUGCGGAAACACACCAAGAAGUAUGAGCCAACCCCAGAGCCGCCAGGUGAGGAGCGCACCGGGAACCUGAACUUCCGAAAGGCCCCGAGCGCCCCGCUGAAAGCUGUCCUGCAGCGGCACCGGGCCUCUCUGCUGCGGCAUACCCAGCAGCUGUGCACCAACGCCUGUGACGCCCGCUCCUGCGGCCUCCUCGAGAUCCGCUACACCCCGCUGCUGCUGCUGGACAACUCCAGCCCCACCGCCCCCCCCGGGCACGAGCACCUGGCCCUGGCCGCCCACCGCGCCCGCCUCCUCCCGCCCCACCCCCCCCCCCGGCCCCCCCCCCCCCCCCCCCUGGCCCCGCUGCCCACCGAGACCCAGGCCCCCCGCCGGGUGGCCCUGAGCGGCGCCGCUGGCAUCGGCAAGAGCGUGACCGUGCAGAAGAUCUUGCACGACUGGGCGCUGGGCGCGGCGUUCCAGGGCCCCCUUUGCGCCUUGGAUUUCUCCUGCCGGGAGCUCAGCGUGAUGUCCAGCCCAGUCACGCUGGAGGGGCUGAUCUGUGCCAAGCGUCCCCACCUCCAGGAGGUGCUGCCCGAGCUGCUGGCGCGGCCAGGGGACCUCCUCAUCCUCGUGGACGGUUUGGACGAAUUCCGGCACCCGCUGGAAGGCGGAACUCCCCGCCACCGGCCCGGCCACCCGGCCCACGUCAAGGAGCUGCUGCGGGGACUCCUCGACGGGACCCUGCUGCCCGGGGCGGCCGUCGUGGUGACGUCCCGGCCGUGCCCGGCCCUCUCCGGCAUCCCCUUUGAUCGCCGCUUGCUGAUCCUCGGCUUUGACGAGGACCAGGUGGAGGACUACUUCCACCGGUUCUUCCGGGAUGCCGAGCGAGCCGCUGCCGUGCAGGGCUACAUCUCCGGCCACCAAGGCUUAGCCGGGCUUUGCUUCAUCCCCCUCUACUGCUUCAUCUUAUGCACCGCCCUGGGGGAGUUCUUCCCCGCCGGCCAGGCAGCUGACCCAUCUCCGCCCACCACCAUCACCGAGGUCUAUCGCUGCUAUAUGGCCACCAUCCUGGGUCGCAGCUGGUCUCCGGAGCCGGGUGCCGGGCAGCUGGUCCUGCACCUGGGGCGCCUGGCGUACGCCGCCCUGUUGGCCGGCAAGAUCCUCUUCACCCCAGCUGAGCUGCGGGAAUUCGGAUUCGACCCCCAAGACCUUCCGGGCACUUUCUUCAACCCCAUCUUCUCCAGAGAAGACCACCAGGUCUAUUGCUUCUUCCACCUGACGGUGCAGGAGUUCCUGGCCGCGCUCUACUGCGUGGCUGCCCUGGAUCCUGGCGCCGAGGACCUCACGUCCUGCCUGGAUCUCUGGUGGGAGGGAUUGGCCCAGCAGGACGGGGACCCGGAGCCCUCCUGGACGUCACCAGGCGAAUCCAGUCUCCUCCACUCCACCAGGCAGCUCCUGAGGGGCCACCAGCCCCGGUGGGACAAUCUCCAGAUGUUCGCCAGGUUCUUCAUGGGGCUGCUGACCUCCAGGAUGGAGGGGAAGCUGGAGGGGUUGGCCGCAGGCUUCUCCGGAGACGUGCUGGGGCCCGUGGCGGACUGGCUGGGGAGGAAGCUCAGGGGAGACACCGAGAGGCGCCUCCUCUCGCUCCUGCACUGCGUGGCGGAGCUGCGCCAGGAGGGGGUGACGGGCCGGGUGGCCCGCGAGCUGGAGGACGUCAACCUCUUCAAGGUGACCCUCAAUCCAGCCGACUGCGCCGCCCUGGCCUACGUGCUGGGGGCCUCCGAGCCCGGGAGAGUGAAGAACCUCAACUUGAGCUACAGCAACAUGGGCAUGGCUGGGCUGCGCAGGAUCCGGGGGCUGUUGCACCGCUGCGAGACGCUGCAGUUGCGCUACAAUUCUCUGGACAAGGAGGCAGCCGUCAUAGAGGCUGAGGUGCUGAGAUCCCCCCAGUGCCAAGUGAAACGGCUGCUACUGUGCGGGAACUGCCUGGGAUCGGAGGGGGCGAGGCGGCUGUGGGAGGCCCUGCGGGAGAACCGCACGCUGGAGGAGCUGUACCUGGACAUCACCGGCAUCACCGACAGCGGCCUGGACAACCUGCUGCCCUGUCUCCUGGCCAACAGCACCCUCCGGCUCCUGACCAUCGUGGGGAACCGGCUGAGCGAGGCCGGGCAGCGGAUCCUGUCGGAGCUGAGCCGUCGCAAGCCAGGCCUGAAGGUGAUCAGCACGUUCGAGAGCGACAUGGGCCUGCUCCAGGCCUACCUGGACUGGGUGGAAGAGAUCAAGGCCGACCCCGACCAGAUGGACGCCGUGAAGAACGCCGACGCCCUGCGCUGCAUCGUCUCCGUCCUCCGGGACUUGGACGAAUCCAGGACCAGCCCCGAGGCCCGGGCCAGAAUCCGAGAGCUGAGGAGAGAGAUCAGCGCCCUCCUGGGGGAGAAGGAAUGAAAGCUCCCCCAGGCCCAGCGAGCCCAGCCCCACAGAGCCGCCCGCCUCGGACCAGACCGCGCUGGAGAAGAUGCCCGUCGUGCCCUCCUGCCCUACCCCCGGCUCUGCCACGCCUUGGAUCCUGGGUCGCCCCUCGGCCGGGGCCCUGUCCUCCAUCACCGUGCCUGUCCGGCUCGACGCCCUCGCCUACCUGCUCAACAGCGCCCUCCUAGGGGCCUACUCGGCCUUGCCACAGACGCCCCUCUCCGGCAGCCACGGGGCAUUGGCCAUGGGUCACGGCGGGCCUCCCCAACAUGCACUGGGCUGCGGGUGUCAGCCACGCUACUGCUGCGGCCCCCAGCCGGUUCGGGUGGGGUGCUGUGGGUCUGGCGCCGUGGGGCAGAGCAGCGCCGGCUGCUCCCAAGAGAUACCCGGGGGCCGCGGCGAUUGGCAGGACUCCUCUGCAAGAUGGGACCGGCGAGGGUCUCCGUCGCUGAGUGGCUGGGGGGAGAACCGGCGAGCAAGGGGGCAGAAAGAUUUCAGUCGGCCCUGGGGGGGGCAGAGGCCGUGGGGCGAGGCGGACUCAGCCCCACGCAAGGCGGGACAGUGGGGGCCGGGGAGAGCCCAGAGCUCAGAUUAUGCGGCCAGGAAGCGGAACCAAGAUGGCUGCCCGUGGGACGCCCCUGGGGCGAAGAGAUGGUCUAGUGGGGGGGUGAAGAGAUGGGGGGAAAUCGAGGCAGCCAAAGCCACCAGGGAAGAUUGGGAGGCAGAUUACGGGGGAUCCAACGCCCGAGGGAGCGUCUUGGAGAAAGCCCGGUCUUCCCAGCCCAGCCUCCCAGCUUCCCAGGAAGGAGAAGACUGGGAAAAGGAGUAUGAGGAGUCCCCCAAAUCGGCGCCGGGGGUUCCCCCUCUUCCACAGGUGGCUUUGAAGGUUCAACCGGCCUCCCUCCAGGAGAGGACAACGCCCCGCCCAGCUAGCAAGGACGGCAGCGUCUCCAGCUAUCUCCAGAACCUCUUUGCCGACCUGCGCGGGGGGUCCAGCACCGCCUCAGAGCCGCGCCAGGGGACACAGCCCCCUGGAGGUGCCGCCGAACGUGGGACACGGUUCCCGGAAGGAGGAGGAGGCCCGAGUGUCCAGGGGUCUGCCAAGCUCGGCGAUUUCACGGCCCAGCGCGUUGACCUCCCCAGAGCCGCCGCAGAGAACGAGGACAGUGCGUGAGCCCUGGGCUGUGGAAAGGCCUGUCAGGGCUCCCGCCUAGGCCGAAGCUGGGGCCUCAUGGUUCUCCCAUCCAACCGGCCACCCGUUGCUGACUCCACCAGCCCACCGGGCUCGGCCGUUCAGCCAAGGGUUGGUUUGUUGUUAACUCCGUUCUUUUUCAUCCUCCAGCAUCUACCCAUCCUCCUCCAUUCCUAACCUGUCCCAACAAGUCUUCUACACAUGAUCCUCCCUUCCUAGCCCUCUUCCCAUCAUCCUCCAUUCCUAGCCUUCUACCCAUGAUCCUCCAUUCCUAACCUGCCCCAACAAAUCUUCUACCCAUGAUCCUCCCUUCCUAGCCCUCUACUCAUCAUUCUCCAUUUCUAGCCGUCUACCCAUGAUCCUCCAUUCCUAACCUGCCCCACAAAUCUUCUACCCAUGAUCCUCCCUUCCUAGCCUUCUACCCAUCAUCCUCCAUUCCUAGCCUUCUACCCAUCAUCCUCCAUUCCUAACCUGCCCCAACAAGUCUUCUACCCAUCAUCCUCCCUUCCUAGCCCUCUACCCAUCAUCCUCCAUUCCUAACCCUCUACCUGUCACCCUCCACCCCAAACAAGCCUUUUCCCCAGGAUCCUCCAUUCCCAACCUCUUGUCUUUCUCUGUCCAAAGAUUUUGAUGUUGAUUUAGGUUUAAAAAUGAUCAGAAAUGGGGGUUUGCCCAAAGAGCAACAGAGCGAGCCAGAUUUCUGUUGUGUUUGUCUCUUUUAAUUGGUUACUUUCCAAGAUUUGGUUAUGAAACAAACCCAAAUCCCCUGUCCUCUACCCCAGAGUGCCAGGUGACGGGCAUUUGGUAUCUUUUCAUUACUAACUUGAACCUUUGUUUGUAUGUCCGGGUUAGAAAACGAAACUCAAAUUAGUGCCCCCCGUGUUCUGCAAAUGAACGCCGUGGUUUGUGUCACGUGCUUUGCGUUGAGUGGACGCGUACAUGUCACGCAGGGCUCUACCCUGCUUCACAAGAUCAGGGCCUAAACUUCUUGAUGUCAAAGGUCUGGAGAUUAGUCCUAGCUUUAAAAAAAACCCCACAAAAUAUUCCGUGCAUUUUUACACACACCCACCCCCGAAUUCUUAUUUUGUAUCAUGACGUUUGGAAUUUCUCAAGAUUUGUGGCUUUCUUUCUAGGUUUAAAACCACGCCAAGGGCCAGGCUGUUUGGAAGUCUUGUUAGAGUUGACUCCCUGACAGCGUUAAGUUGUGUUUGCAAAGAGAGUUGGAUUGUGAGUUGUUUGAACGUGUUGAAACGUUUCUCUGGGGAGAUUAUGGGUUUGAGCUCAGCUCUCUGUGUAAGUCUGUAUCGAUGACAUGGGUGAGCCAGUCACUCUGCCAACUACCCCAGAUCUCAGGGAGUACAGUCAAUCGAUUGCUAAAAUAUAGAUGUUAGGCAAUAAAAUUUCUCUCGGCUGUAUGGAGAUUGAAAAAGUGAGUGUCACUUAUUGCAUAUGCUGUUUGUGUCAUAUCUGCAGUAUAACUUCUGUGCACUACAAAGGAAAAAAAUGGUGAAUUUGACUUCCUGCAUUUAUGAUCUAGCAAUCAUUCGAAUCUCCCGUUUUCACCGCUGUAUAUCCCAGAGAAAUUGUAUUGCAACUAGAACUCUGUCUUUGGGCUAGAGAUUUAUACACAGGUUUAUACAAAACUUCAAUAUGAUUUGUUGCCUCUAAGACAUAUAGAUGCAAUCAUAGAAAUUUGCCGGUUUCAUCUGUAUAGCCCAUGCCUAUAUGAUAGAUAUAGCCCAGAAAAAUGAUAUUGUCAUGAUCUAUAUGCAGAAUAACUCUACCCAUUCUCUGCCAUGUGUAGAGAUUAAAAUAGUGAAUUUGAAUGAUUGCACGUUUGAAUGAUUGCAGAGGAAUUCUAUUGCCCAUAGAGUUCUGUCUUGUGCUAUCGAGAGGUUUCAUUUCCAUAUGGCUUGUUGCACAUGUGACAAAGAGCUGCAUUAAUAGAAAUCCAGCACUUGAAUCUAUAUUGCAUGUACAUUAUAUCGCAUAUCCGAUGUGUAUGGCACAGAAAUGAUAUUUUGCUGUGAUCUCUGACAGGCUAUAUACCAGUGUUUCUCAAACUGGGGUCGCCGCUUGUGUCGGGAAAGCCCCUGGCGGG